Molecule: messenger RNA, 1849 nt
Organism: Castor canadensis (American beaver)
Lineage: Eukaryota; Metazoa; Chordata; Mammalia; Rodentia; Castoridae
Source: RefSeq, a predicted model, not a curated record
UGGCCGAUAAGAACGGGACCCUCAAGUGUACCUUCUCAGCGCCCGGCCACAGCACCAGCCUUCUGCAGGGCCUGGCCACCCUCCGAGCGCAGGGCCAGCUCCUGGACGUCGUCCUCACUGUCAACAGAGAGGCCUUUCACGCACACAAGGUGGUCCUGGCGGCCUGCAGCGACUACUUCAGGGCCAUGUUCACGGGCGGCAUGCGGGAGGCUGGCCAGGACAUCAUCGAGCUGCAGGGGCUGUCGGCGCGGGGCCUGCGGCACAUCGUGGACUUCGCCUACAGCGCCGAGGUGACUCUGGACCUGGAGUGCGUGCAGGACGUGCUGGGCGCCGCCGUGUUUCUGCAGGUGCUGCCGCUGGUGGAGCUGUGCGAGGACUUCCUGAAGGCGGCCAUGAGCGUGGAGACCUGCCUGCACAUCGGCCAGAUGGCCACCACCUUCAGCCUGGCGUCGCUGCGGGAGUCGGUGGACGCCUUCACCUUCCGCCACUUCCUGCAGAUCGCGGAGGAGGAGGACUUCCUGCGCCUGCCGCUCGAGCGCCUGGUCUUCUUCCUGCAGAGCAACCGGCUGCAGAGCUGCGCGGAGAUCGACCUGUUCCGCGCGGCCGUGCGCUGGCUGCAGCACGACCCGGCCCGGCGGCCGCGCGCCAGUCACGUGCUGUGCCACAUCCGCUUCCCGCUCAUGCGGCCCGCCGAGCUGGUGGACAGCGUGCAGACGCUGGACGUCAUGGUGGAGGACGUGCUGUGCCGCCAGUACCUGCUGGAGGCCUUCAGCUACCAGGUGCUGCCCUCCCGCCAGCACGAGAUGCAGUCCCCGCGCACGGCGCUCCGCUGCGACGCGCCCUCGCUGGUGGCCUUCGGCGGCACGCCCUACACCGACAGCGACCGCGCCGUCAGCAGCAAGGUCUUCCAGCUGCCCGAGCCCGGCGCCCGCCACUUCCGCGAGCUCACGGAGAUGGAGGUGGGCUGCAGCCACGCCUGCGUGGCCGUGCUGGACAACUUCGUGUACGUGGCCGGCGGCCAGCAGCUGCAGUACCGCAGCGGCGAGGGCGCGGUGGAUGCCUGCUUCCGCUACGACCCGCACCUGAACCGCUGGCUGCGCCUGCAGGCCAUGCAGGAGAGCCGCAUCCAGUUCCAGCUGACGGCGCUGGGCGGCCUGGUGUACGCCACGGGCGGCCGCAACCGCGCGGGCAGCCUGGCCUCGGUGGAGCGCUACUGCCCGCGGCGCGACGCCUGGGACUACGCGUGCGCGCUCAAGCGCCGCACCUGGGGCCACGCGGGCGCCGCGGCGGGGGGCCGCCUCUACAUCUCGGGGGGCUACGGCGUCUCGGCCGACGACAAGAAGGCGCUGCUGUGCUACGACCCGGCGGCCGACCAGUGGGAGUUCAAGGCCCCCAUGAGCGAGCCCCGCGUGCUGCACGCCAUGGUGGGAGCCGGCGGCCGCGUCUACGCGCUGGGCGGCCGCAUGGACCACGUGGACCGCUGCUUCGACGUGCUGGCCGUGGAGUACUACGUGCCCGAGGCCGACCAGUGGACCAGCGUGGCGCCCAUGCGCGCCGGCCAGUCGGAGGCCGGCUGCUGCCUGCUGCAGGGCAAGAUUUACAUCGUGGGGGGCUACAACUGGCGCCUCAACAACGUCACGGGGCUCGUGCAGGUGUACAACACCGAGACCGACGAGUGGGAGCGGGACCUGCACUUCCCCGAGUCCUUCGCGGGCGUCGCCUGCGCCCCCGUCCUGCUGCCCCGCGCCGCCGGGCCCAGGAGGUAGCGUCAGUUAGUCCGUGCGCCCCUGCCGCAAGCCCCAGCGCGGGGUCCCCCGGCCCUGCCCCGCCUCACCUCGCCUCGCCUCAC